This is a messenger RNA of Purpureocillium takamizusanense, 2121 nucleotides long. RefSeq names its product Amidase. The record is from RefSeq and is a predicted model, not a curated record. Gene Ontology annotation, biological process: fatty acid catabolic process. Gene Ontology annotation, molecular function: fatty acid amide hydrolase activity; amidase activity. Bases 290 to 1969 code for a protein of 559 amino acids. The transcript has 3 exons. NCBI's taxonomy places the organism in Eukaryota, Fungi, Ascomycota, Sordariomycetes, Hypocreales, Ophiocordycipitaceae.
GCGGCAGGGCGGGGUGGGGAGGGGAUUGCACCCGCCAUUCUGCUAACUUACUACUGCUCCUAGUGCUGCUCGCCGUAUUGGCAGGGGCUAAUAAGCUCCCCCAGACCUCGUGACUUACACCCGACCUCUCCGUCCUACAACCUCUUUCGAUCGCACCGAGCUUCCUUUCACUUCUUUCCAUACCUCCCACAUCCCUCUUCACCUCACCCCCCUCAACCCUCAAAUCCCCUCCCCUCACUUCCCCUCUCGGUCAACUAGCCUCUGUCGAAGCUGCGCAUCGCUCGUCACCAUGUUGUUGGACUACUUGCAGCAUCGCCGGGACUGCCGGUUCAAGCAGGAUGAGCGUGUCAGUCGUAUCAAGGCGCUCAAGGCCUACCACGCCCCCUUCAGCGUCCUCGACAGGCAAACCGUCAACAGGCCCAUCGAGGAGCUUGUCAACGAGGUGCACAAGGACCCCAGCAAGGCCGCGGAUCUUCUCCUCACCUACGGCAAGAUAGCUCUCAAGGCUCACGAAAAGACCAACUGCGUCACCGAGGUUCUCAUCAAGGAUGCCGAGAAGUGGAUCAAGGAGGGCUCCAUCAACUUCAAGGGUUCCCUGGCAGGCAUUCCCGUCAGCCUCAAGGACACCAUUGAUGUCAAGGGCUAUGACAGCUCCGUCGGCAUGACCUGCAAUGUGCACAAGCCUAAGGCUGAGGAUGGCCCGAUGGCGCGAUUACUCAAGGAUAUCGGCGCCGUGCCCUACGUCAAGACGAACAUCCCUGUCACCCUGCUCAGCUUCGAGUCUGCAAACGAUAUCUGGGGCCGGUCCACGAACCCGUACAACAGCAAGUACAGCCCGGGCGGCUCAACCGGCGGCGAGGGCGCUCUCCUCGCUCUUGGUGGUCGCAUUGGCAUCGGCAGCGACGUCGCUGGCAGUGUGCGCUGCCCCGCCCACUUCUCCGGCAUCUACGCGCUCAAGUGCUCGACCGGCCGCUGGCCCAAGCUCGGCAUGACCACCAGCAUGCCCGGUCAGGACGGUGUUCCUGCUGUCUACAGCCCGAUGGCUCGCACGAUGAAUGACCUCAUGUAUUUCACCCGCGCCGUUCUGCAGCAGGGCACCUACAACUACGACCCUUCCUGCCAUCCCAUACCUUGGAGAACGGACGUCGUCACCGAGUACAAGGAGAAGAAGAAGAUGCGCGUUGGCGUCUACCGUACGGAUGGUGUCAUUGACCCCAGCCCCGCCUGCAGGCGAGCUCUCGAGAUGACGGAGGCGGCGCUGCGCAAGGCUGGCCACGAGAUUGUGGAAAUUGAGCCCCCUUCAGGAUAUGAAGGUCUCUACUUGGCUUCCAGGUUGCUUUGUGCCGACGGUCUGGAUACUGUCAGUGGUUUCUUCGCGUCGGGCGAGUGGAACGACCGCGGCGUCGCGCAGAUGCGGUAUUACGCCAAGCUUCCUCGGUUCGUCAAGUAUUUCCACUACCUCUACCUGCGAUACAUCCGCCGCGAUCCUCUAUGGGCCGGCCUUCUCCGCGACUGGCACCCGACGACGACGCACGAGUACUGGAGCCUCAUCUCGCGCAGAGAGAUGUACAAGCGCCAGUGGUUCGAGAUGUGGCAGACUGCCAAGCUUGACUUCAUCAUUGCACCUCCCAACGCCACGCCGGCUGUCCCGCACGACGGCAUGCACGACGCCGUGAGCAGCUGCGCUUACACCUUCCUCUUCAAUCUGAUUGACUAUACUGCCGGCGUCAUCCCCGUAACCCACGUCGAUAGGAUCAAGGACAGACUCCCCAGCACCUUCAACGUCAAGAAGCUCAACGGCAUUGCCCGCGGCGCGUACAAGCUCUACGAUGCAAACGCCAUGCACGGCCUGCCCGUCGGUGUGCAGGUCAUUGGACGACGGCUGGAGGAAGAGAAGGUCCUGACGCUCAUGGAGCGGGUGGAGGAUGCUCUUGGGGAUGACGCAUUCAAGCUGCUGGAGCUAGACUAGACGGCGAAUUUCCCUCUUGCGCUCAAGAGAGAAGGGUGACAUGCAACGUGGCGACGAUGUGUAUACCUAGCGGAAUUGGAAUGUUUUCAUUUACUUCCUAAUGCCGAUGUCGCCUUCAUAUGAGCGAGCCUAGGAGAGGACGAAUCCACUGG